Molecule: messenger RNA, 1923 nt
Organism: Clonostachys rhizophaga
Lineage: Eukaryota; Fungi; Ascomycota; Sordariomycetes; Hypocreales; Bionectriaceae
Source: the annotation of a GenBank genome assembly
AUGGCCAGCUUCAAAACAUUGCAGCUUAUAGAGUUCGUACUUGAUGCUCAUCCCUCUGGGUUCUACUGGACGGCAGACUUGAUAGUGAGAGCUGCAUCACAACUCGUCGUGCUCCUCACGGACUCCUACCAGAAGUCCAGAAUCGUAAACGCGAGAGACUCAAUAUUUGAUAAUAUCCAACAGAGAGGCACUAACGAGAAAGUUGGCUCAAGGACGGACUGGAUGAAGAAGGUUCUUGAGAGGCCUGAUCCUCGACGCAUGGCCGAGACAGCUUCCCUCUUUAGGACACCCUCGCCGGGGACGAGCGAUCGGGUAACUCAGCGAUCUGGAAACGGGGGACUUACUCGACGGCCACUUAAAACGGUCAAUGUCGAGUCCGAUACUAAGAAGUCCGCGCGAUAUAGUGAUGGGGAUGCGCCUCUCAACGAGCACGAUCUCGAUAGCAUCGAUCUCAACCAGGAUACCGAGCUCAGCAGCACGAUCACAGAAGCUUAUCUUCGGCGGCAGAGUGAGAGAGCUCAGAAGGCAAGCGGGAAAGACCCGCUGCUCAACGAGUCGCCUGAACCCAAGAAGACUGCUCGGUGGCCAAAGGUCAAGGAGUUAGCACGACAAAUUCAAGAGGAAGGAUCUCUUAACGAGCACGAUCUCGAUAAAAUCGAUCUCAACCGGGAUGCCAAGCUCGGCAGCAGGGCCACAGAAGCUUAUCCUCGACCGCAGAAUGAGAGAGCUCAGAACGAAAUCGAGAAAGAACCGCUGCUCAACGAGUCGCCUGAACCCAACAAGGUUAUAGAGCAGUCAACAAGGAGUGGAAAGGUAGUUUCCGAUCUUGUUCGAGACUCGAAGCUCGAGACGAUUAUUGCUAGCAACGCAAGUGUUGUCCGGCACAUAUCGUAUGUAUCAAAUCCACGAAUGCGCCAGCGCCGUUUGAAGAAAGAGGAAACUUGGAGGCGGCGAAAAAAGCUUGGAAGUGGCUCCUUUGGCUGCGUUUGGCUCGAGGAGCGCCUUGAUGGAGAUGACACUGGGAGACUCCGCGCGGUCAAGGAGAUCACCAAGAGUCGAGAGGGAAAGAGGAGCGAAAUUGAUUACAACCGCGAACUAGAAGCCAUUGCUAAAUUUUCUCACUCAAAGUAUGUCCAUUGCUUUGUACAGUCCUUCGGCUGGUACGAGAGUGAGAACACAAUCUUCAUUACAAUGGAGUACAUUGAGAAGGGUGACCUUCAAAGCUACUUAGUACGCCCAUUCCCAGAGGAGGAAGUGAAGCAGAUUGCUUUUCAGCUCCUGGAGGGAUUAGAAUAUAUGCACGAGAACGGGUUCGCCCACCGGGAUCUCAAACCUGCUAAUAUCCUCGUGUCUGAACCCUCACCCAACUGGUGGGUCAAGAUCAGUGAUUUCGGGAUUUCUAAAAGAGCUGAGGAAGCUACUGCGUACCGCACGUUUGUUGGGACGAGGGGAUACCUUGCACCGGAAAUCCUUGGCAUUUAUUCUAUAGCCGACAUGAAUAACAUCAGCUCGAGCCAAACUCUGGACGACUCCUCUAGUUUGUACACAGUCUCCGUAGAUCUGUGGGCACUCGGGGCAAUCAUAUACAGGCUACUCACCAACGAGAUCCUGUUCGGCGACCCUCGUGAUUUAGCAAAGUAUGUUGCGGCAGGUCACCCGUUUCCUCGUGCGAUAGCCUCAGAGCUUGGCGCCAGUGAAGCGUGUGUGGAUUUUCUAGAGAAUAUCAUGGCUCGCUCGCCCAACAGCCGGCCCUCGUCAUCCGAGGCUUUGCGUCACCCAUGGCUGUCUGAGUUGCAAGAUCCAGUUGAUACAACAAUUGAUGCGUUGGAAGAACUAUCUAUUGCUGUUGAAGACUCUCGGACAAAGCACACCAUUGUUGACACAUCGGUUGCAAGCGCGCAGUGGCCCACAAGCUUAGGAUAA